AUGGGUAAGAGAAAGUCGUCGGCCAAACCGCAAAAGAAGAUCAAACAGACGUUGGACGUCACGUUCACUUGUUUAUUCUGUAAUCAUGAAAAGUCGGUGAUAUGUACAUUAGAUAAGAAGAACUCUUUGGGAGAGUUGCAUUGCAAGAUCUGUGGACAGAGUUUCCAGACCGCUAUACAUUCGUUAUCGCAGCCAGUAGAUAUAUACUCUGAUUGGAUUGAUGCCUGUGAGGACUUGGCUGAAGAAGCCGAGAAGAACGGCGGAGGAGAAGAAAAGGAAGAGUACAGCGACGACGAAUAUGAGACCAAUAGAUCCAGACCCGUUGACUCGGGCGAUGACGAGUAUUAG
Molecule: messenger RNA, 348 nt
Organism: Scheffersomyces stipitis CBS 6054
Lineage: Eukaryota; Fungi; Ascomycota; Pichiomycetes; Serinales; Debaryomycetaceae
Exons: 1
Coding region: 1-348 (115 amino acids)
Biological process (GO): transcription elongation by RNA polymerase II
Cellular component (GO): transcription elongation factor complex
Molecular function (GO): RNA polymerase II complex binding
Source: RefSeq, a predicted model, not a curated record